This is a messenger RNA of Galeopterus variegatus (Sunda flying lemur), 2385 nucleotides long. RefSeq names its product lipid phosphate phosphatase-related protein type 3 (gene PLPPR3). Bases 36 to 2213 code for a protein of 725 amino acids. The transcript is spliced from 7 exons. Gene Ontology annotation, biological process: phospholipid dephosphorylation; phospholipid metabolic process; signal transduction. The record is from RefSeq and is a predicted model, not a curated record. NCBI's taxonomy places the organism in Eukaryota, Metazoa, Chordata, Mammalia, Dermoptera, Cynocephalidae. Gene Ontology annotation, molecular function: phosphatidate phosphatase activity.
CCCCUGCAGCCGCGGCCUGUGGCGCCCGCGGCACCAUGAUCUCCACCAAGGAGAAGAAAACCCCCAAGGACAGCAUGACGCUCCUACCCUGCUUCUAUUUCGUGGAGCUGCCCAUAGUGGCAUCCUCCAUCGUGUCCCUGUACUUUCUGGAACUGACCGACCUCUUCAAGCCGGCCACAGUGGGCUUCCAGUGCUACGACCGCGCGCUGUCCAUGCCCUAUGUGGAGAGCCACGAGGAGCUCAUACCCCUGCUCAUGCUGCUCAGCUUGGCCUUCGCUGCCCCCGCUGCCUCAAUCAUGGCCGGCGAGGGCGUGCUGUACUGUCUGCAGUCCCGGCUGUGGGGCCGCGGCGGGGGCCCGGGCGGGGCCGAGGGCAGCAUCAACGCCGGCGGCUGCAACUUCAACUCCUUCCUGCGUCGCACCGUGCGGUUUGUGGGCGUCCACGUGUUUGGCCUCUGUGCCACGGCCCUGGUGACCGACGUCAUCCAGCUGGCCACCGGCUACCACGCGCCUUUCUUCCUCACCGUCUGCAAACCCAACUACACUCUGCUGGGCACGUCGUGCGAGACAAACCCCUACAUUACGCAGGACAUCUGCUCUGGCCAGGACACCCAUGCCAUCCUGUCUGCACGGAAGACCUUCCCGUCCCAGCAUGCCACGCUGUCGGCCUUCGCCGCAGUCUACGUGUCGAUGUACUUCAACUCGGUCAUCUCAGACACCACCAAGCUGCUGAAGCCCAUCCUGGUGUUCGCCUUUGCCAUCGCCGCGGGGGUCUGUGGCCUCACCCAGAUCACACAGUACCGCAGCCACCCCGUGGACGUCUACGCAGGCUUCCUCAUCGGUGCCGGCAUCGCCGCCUACCUGGCCUGCCACGCGGUGGGCAACUUCCAGGUCCCGCCUGCAGAGAAACCAGUGGUGCCCGCACCCACCAAGGACGCGCUGCGGGCCCUGACCCAGCGGGGCCACGACUCGGUUUACCAGCAGAACAAGUCGGUGAGCACGGACGAGCUGGGUCCCCCGGGGCGGCUGGAGGGCGCGCCUCGGCCUGUGGCCCGCGAGAAGACGUCGCUGGGCAGCCUGAAGCGGGCCAGCGUGGACGUGGACCUGCUGGCCCCGCGCAGCCCCAUGGGCAAGGAGCACAUGGUGACCUUCAGCAACACGCUGCCACGCGUGAGCACGCCGUCGCUGGACGACCCCGCCCGCCGCCACAUGACCAUCCACGUCCCGCUGGAUGCGUCACGCUCCAAGCAGCUCAUCAGCGAGUGGAAGCAGAAGUCGCUGGAGGGCCGCGGCCUGGGGCUGCCCGACGAGGCCAGCCCGGGACACCUGCGGGCACCUGCCGAGCCCAUGGCGGAGGAGGAGGAGGAGGAGGACGAGGAAGAGGAGGAGGAGGAGGAGGAAGAGGAGGAGGAGGGUCCCGCCCCGCCCUCGCUCUACCCCACGGUGCAGGCGCGGCCAGGGCUGGGGCCUCGGGUCAUCCUCCCGCCACGGGCUGGGCCGCAGCCGCUGGUGCACAUCCCCGAGGAGGGGGGGCAGGUGGGGGCUGGCCUGUCCCCCAAAAGCAGCGCUGCGGUGCGUGCCAAGUGGCUCAUGGUGGCUGAGAAGAGUGGGGCGGCAGCAGCUGCGGCCCCCACGCAGCCCCGAGUGGCCAACCCGCCGCGGUUGCUGCAGGUGAUCGCCAUGUCCAAGGCCCCGGGCGGGCCCGGCCCCAAGGCGUCCGAGACGGCCUCGUCCUCCAGUGCCAGCUCCGACUCCUCGCAGUACCGGUCGCCAUCAGAUCGCGAUUCGGCCAGCAUCGUCACCAUCGAUGCGCAUGCACCCCACCACCCCGUUGUCCACUUGUCUGCGGGCAAUGCGCCCUGGGAGUGGAAGGUGGCAGGUGGCGGGGCCAAGGGCACAGAGGGCGAGGGCGGGUACGAGCUGGGGGACCUGGCACGCGGCUUCCGCGCUGGGGCUAAGCCGCCAGGUAUGUCCCCCGGCUCAUCCAUCAGUGAUGUGGACCAGGAGGAGCCACGAUUCACGGCUGUGGCUACCGUCAACCUGGCCACAGGUGAGGGGCUGCCUCCCCUGGGCGCGGCUGACGGGGCGCUGGGGUCAGCCAGCCGCGAGUCGACGCUGCGGCGGCAGGUCCUGGCACUGGGGGAGCGGGAGGUGGGUGAGGCGGAGGCUGAGAGCUACUACAGGAAGAUGCAGGCCCGCAGGUUCCAGGACUGAGCCGCCAGCCCAGGACGGGAGGUAUUUAUCAGGCAUCCGCAGGCCAUGGGGGGAUAGGGCAUGGCAAGGCCAGGGUGGGUGGGUGGGCAGACCCCAAGGACUGGGGCAAGGGUGGACAAGGCUGGGGGUACAGCACUCUGUGGUCGAAUCAAUAAAAAGGCUCAUAGACAAA